Molecule: messenger RNA, 5588 nt
Organism: Brassica napus (rape)
Lineage: Eukaryota; Viridiplantae; Streptophyta; Magnoliopsida; Brassicales; Brassicaceae
Product: transcription elongation factor TFIIS-like
Exons: 1
Coding region: 333-1109 (258 amino acids)
Biological process (GO): DNA-templated transcription
Cellular component (GO): nucleus
Source: RefSeq, a predicted model, not a curated record
ACCAACCAUUGAAUUUGGAAAUUUUGUCUCAUAAGAUUAUAUUAUUUAAUAAAAUCUUGAAGAUAAAUAAAAUUAAGUGAAGAAAAUGGAAAAUCUUACAACGGUUAGAAACAGAAGACAAAGAAAAAGGAAACUUUGAAGAGGCCUGAGUUCCAAGUAAGUAAACGUGUGUUAGGGAAACAAAAUCAAAUCUAGCAGGAGUCGGUUAACGAUACUCUCUCUUUAUAUACAAACACGUAAGGUCACACUUUCUAACAAUACAAAUCAUUCUCUCCACUUUCGUUGCUUCCAAACCCUAUUUUCUCAGUCGCGCGAGAAAGAGAGAGAGAAGGAUGGAGAAGCAUGAGUUCUUAGAACUGUUUGAAGCUGCAACCAAAGCUGCAAAAUCUGCUUUGAGAGGAGACGUUAAGAACUCUCCUGCGGUCUCUAGGUGCGUCGAAGCCAUAAAGCGUUUGAGAGAAGCUCCCGAGUCACUUGCUUGCGAGAUGGUCAUCGAUCGCAAAUACCCUCAAAUUGGAAAGAGUCACGGCCUUUUCACGGAGCACAAAAACCCUAGAAUCCAAUCCGAGGGAAAGAUUCUUUACUCUCUUUGGCUCAGAUAUCUCUACGCAACGGGGAGGAAACAGAGCUCACGACCUCGUGAUCGGACGGUGGUGAAGAAUAAGAAGAAGCUUGUGGAGGAGGAGAUGGUUUCGAGGACGACGACUGGGGAUUCUAACCGAGACAAAGUGCGUGAGAUUCUUCACAAGUCCUUGUCUAAAGUGGCUGUUGAGAUAAAGGAAGGAGUGGUUUCUUGCGAUUCUUGGAGUGUGGCCGCGUCCGUUGAAUCUGCAAUGUUUGAGAAACUAGGUUCUUUUGAAGGGACUCAAAAAAUAAAGUACAGAUCGAUUCUUUUCAACAUGGGAAAUAGCAGCAACCCAGACCUGAGAAGGAAAGUGCUGUUCGGUGAGAUCAGUGGAGAGAGGCUGGUGACGAUGGAGAAAGAAGAGAUGGCUAGCCACAAGAUUCAGUUGGAAGUUCAAAAAAUCAAAGAGAAAGCCAGAGAUAAGGAAGAGAAUCGAGUGAAGAGUAUGAUCAUGUUUCAGUCAGACAGUAUGAUCAUGACUUAAGCACAAAAUAUAGAUUCUCAGUUUAUUAAUUGUAUAGUAAUUAGUCUCUUGUCUUGGUGGUCUCAAUGUAAGAACACUUUUAAAGUUCUGCGUUGCCAAGUUUAAUUUGCAACUCUUGUCUUGUUUCAUAUGUUAAAAACAAAGUACAUAUAUAUUCUCAGUCUUAUUACAUGAUUUGAUUCAAUGUUCGAUUUCAUUACUCGGUUGGUGCGAAGCUAAUGUUUCCACAAAUUUACCAAACAAUGUAUAAAUGUUUGCUGAGAAUUAUUUGAUUCAUCAUUCUGAAUAGACGAGCUCCCAAGAAAGCGUGGCUCCUCUUUAGCAAUACUUUGACUCUGGACGUUCAAGAUUUGUUGACAAAAAAAAAAGAAGGUCCCAAUCAACAUCAUCUUCGUCAUCACACUUUCUACUGUUCUAACCUGAUCUCUUGUCCACAAGAUAUAUACCGUUGAUACUAUCUUUAGUCAGAUCACCAGAAUAUAUUAGUCAUUUGUCAUACACGAUUUGAUUAAACAGACAGUCUACAAACUUUUCAAAUGUCCACAAAAAAAUGCAAAAGCUUCAGUUGCACUACAUCAACUUCACCAUUCUGCAAAUAUGCAAUAAUGCACCUUCGGGGUUCUCAUAAAACAGACAGAAACCUUACAUGAUCUAUACACAUUCAAACUCUCAAAUAAACUUGAAAUCACAUCUGAUAACUACUAGUACUCAGUAAUCAGCCUAGUUGACAAAAAAUAACAAUAGUGUACAAAAUAACCAUAGUUCCAACCUCUAUAAGAACUUGUUAUGUGUUUAAUCUUUCGAACUCUUAGCGAUGCAUAUACGUAUGAACGAACGCCAAAGUCUCUAUCAGUAUUGUACAUUGUAUACGCUUUUAUCUAAUAACAAGGUGAUUUAUCAUAAAUAUCACAUUGCUGUGGAUUCCAUUAGAGAAGGCUGUAAUGAGGCUCUGGUAAGCUUAAGUAAUACAGGCUACCAUCAACGAUACUGCAUCGUACCAGCAAUCAUUAGAUAGAAGUAAGGAGUACAAUAAAUAAGACAGACGUCCAGAAAUGCAACAAAUGUAAUGAAAAUUCUUCAACGUCUACAUGUUACCAUUAACUCAAAACGUGCCAGUGGUAUCUUUAUGGUGAUAAAGAAUGGACACAUCAAAUUAUCCCAAUAUGAAAAUAUUUGUCGACAUAAAAUGUGGAAAUGCAUUUUUUCAUGAAAUUCUAUUUUACAAAAAACCAAAACGUGAAUACGUUUUUGAAGAAAAACAUGAAAAUAUAUUUUCCGCAAAAAAUAAAAACUCUUGUUUCCCUCUAGAACACAUAAAAUUAUGUUUUCUACAAAUUGUAAACUUGUUUUUAACAUAAAAUUCUAUCUUUUUGUUAAAAUCAUAAUAUUUUAUUUUCUUUCAAAAGCUCCAAAUUAUAAAAUCUAAUCCGGAUAUGAGACUUUGCAUUUUGUAUUUUUAAGAGAAAAAUAUAAUUAUUUUCAUAAAAAAUGAAAUGUUAUGUUUUGACAGAAAACUUAAAUCAGAAAACUUAAAUCAGUUUUGGAUUAAAAAUCAUAUUUUAUAUUUAUGGCGCAAAAUAUGGAAUUGCAUUUUAGCAGAAAACAUGAUUUAUGUUUUCAUGGAAAAACUAUUUAUGUUUAUAAGUGUCUAAAACACAAUAAUGUAAAACAAACAAAUCAACAAUAAUAAUAUAAUUAAUUUAGUAAAAACUCCUUUAUUAAAAGAGUUUUCAUUACAUUCUAUCCCCUGAGAUAGUACUCUCAUAUGACGUGAAUUGAAUUAUUCGUUGUAAAAUCGUUCGUAAAUUUUCUAAGUUUAUAAUAAUGUAGUUAUCUAGCGUUAAAAAAAUAAUGUUUGUAUUCGAAUCGCAUCUACAUCUUCUUGUCCAUUCAAGAAUAUAGGAAAAUCGCACUGCACCCAAAUCAUAUCUCCCAAUACAUAAUUCUAAUUAAUUGCAUCUGUUUCAAAACUCAUUGCUUCCCGCAUAAAAUAACAGUUGUGCUUAAAUUACUGUGGCAUUCGGAGCCUUAACCCAUUUAACAUGGCACCAACCCCCUCCCAAAUUUAGUAAAUAGGUGUGAUAACUUUAUUAUCCAUCUGAAACCAAAGUAAUCGGCAAGCAUCGUAAAUACUUAGGUACUAAAUAAGAAAAUAUCAAUAGAAACAUAAUAUGAAUGAAUAUUUUAACCGACUUUGGACCAUAUUAUCAUUCAGUUAACUGUUACCGGAAUUCAGGAAGAGUAAUCAGUUUAUUAUGUUGCUUCAAUCUAAAUAUAUUAGCAUGGCAACGCACAUAUAUUCAUAUAUAAACCUCUAGGCAUACCUAAGUUUAGUGAAUAUAAAAUCUGGUCUAGCUCUGCUCCUCAUAAAGAUGAGCAAAAAUAUCAAUACAUCAUAAUAUAGAAAAUAGAAAACAACAUAAGAAAAUUAUAAAACUUGGGUGCAAAGCAAAGGGAUUACGGUUUCUUGAGAUAAACUCAUCCAAAUGGUGGAAUCAAUGAGUGCAUCACAAAAAAAAAAAAGAUGAGUGCAUUAUGCUGUAUUCAUCAUUAAUAAUCUUGGUGUAGAAAUUAUAAUAGAUCACUCCAAAUCAUCAUUAUACCUAGAGAUCCAUAUGAUCAUUUUAUAGUUUUAUCAUUUAAAAUAUAUAUAGUAUUUCUGAUGUUCACACCGUACCGAGACGAUAUAUGUAUGGUAGCACGUGAUGGUAGUUUGUUGGUCUAUUCUACAAAUCGAACUACAACAUAUGACAGAAACAUAUAUGAUGUACUGUAUAGUUGAUACCUACAAUUGCGUAUACUGGUCGGGAAAGGAUAUCCAUACCAAAAAUGAAAAAUGACCAUAUUAAUUUGGUACAAAAUUUGGUUUUAUAUAUAUAUUAGUUUGGAUGUCUUGGGUCUAAUUUAAUUUCAAACAGUAGAUAAACGUCAUUUUAUUGCACGAUAUAACUGGAGUAAAAGUAUUUUAUGUAUAUUUGGAAUUUGGUUAGAUGUAUUACAUGAUUUAAUCUCAUUUUGCAAGUUGUCUCUCAUAACUAAUCUUAAAUAAGAUAAGAUCAUAGAUUCCAUGCUUUCAUUUGCUUCUAAGCAUGUUUUAAUGAUUGUAAGGUGACAUUUACAACGCAGCACAAAAAAAUACUACAAGUUGAUUACGUCAAUUACUGAAAAUUCCUUUUAAUCUAUUUGAUUAUAGGCAGAAGGAUUGUAGGAAAACGCACUUAGUUGAUUGCAAAGUUGGAAUAAUCAGAAAAAAAGUUUCUAAAACUCUUUAUGUAUCUUAACAAAAGUCCUUAUAAUGUUGUGAGACUUUAGAGAGAUUACAAACAAAAAAGUUGUGUUCCAAAAAAAAGGAAAAAAAGAGACUACAAACACGUGUCAAAGACAUGGGAUUUUGCUCGGCGGCUACGUGAGGGACCGGAGCAGUUCCCAAGGAGUUACUAAUACGAUUAUGUGUUCCGUACCUCUUUGAUUUGUUCUUGAUCCCAACACUUAAUCCCUCUGUUAAAUACCCUAACCUACACUUGUCUUUCGUGUUUGUGAGGACCACUAUGACAUUUGGAUUCUCUCUUUUUAUAGUUAAGUAAAUCAAUCAGUGACAAUUAAUUCCACAUGCCAAUACUAAUUUUAAACCUUUUUCAGUUGUCUGUAAGUCACAACUAUUACUAACAUUCUUUUUUUUUUUCCAUCAAGAGUUAUAUUAUAAAUUGAAGGGCCUAGCCCAAAAAUACAAAGCCCAGCCAAAAGGCAAACAGGAAACAUAAAACAAGGCCUCAAGCCCACAUCGGAAACCUUAGAAUCCACUAACGACAGGGUCACCACCGCUCCCGUGAGCCACCGUCUCGAUCCACAACGAGACCCCCGCAACGCGCUAAAACCCCCGGUGAAACAUCCAUCGAUCGAUCCACCGGUACACACCCGAGCUCGACAGCUCCAUAUCAUCGUCACUGCAACCGCCUUCAACCCAGAGAUUCUAUCAUCAGAGAGAUCGAUCGCACAUGCGAGAUCACCUCCGCUACCAUUGAUCACCACCACCAAGAAGAAGGCUUCACACAAACAUCUCCAAAUACCACCGGAGAGCCUCGAUCGUCUUCAGACGAGAGCUCCUCCAUCAGAACAACACCGACAACACAAAACCAAAAAAACCUAAAACGGAACUAGGAAAACCCGAGAGCCGGCGACGCAAGGCAAAGAACACCUUCACCCCCCGGAAGCUAAAGCCGGCGAAAGCGGAGCUGAGGAAGCCUCCGCCUCCCGGAAACAAGGCCGGCGGCGAUGGAGCUCUAGAAGCCUCCACCUCCCGGAAACAAACCCUAAUCUAAACAGCCUAUUUCCUCACACCGAACCCCACACAAUCGCGUCGUUACUCCAGCCGCAGAACCACCGAUGAUGUCGUAACACUCUCCGAGGUGUCGACGACGGACAAGGUCCGGACCAGAGCUCCAACAAAGCGAACGAGGGAGACCGCGUUGCAAAGGCAGG